AGAGUCCGGUGUCGACUGUCCAGAGCGAUGCGUGGAUCGGAAGGCAUGGUGGAACCCACAGAAAACCUGCGACUGGCUGAUGGCGUGGCAGUCGGGCGGAGCCUCGUUCAAGCGGGGGAGGAGUUAGUUACGGUGUUGGUAGCUAAUCUCUCUGAUGAGGCUCGGAAGGUGCCCGCUGGGGCCAAGCUGGGCACUUGUGAGGAAGUGGAGCGCCCUGCAGAGACGUCGGGGAGCGCAGAGGUGGCUGCUGUGAGGUCGCUGCCCAACUUCCUGGAGGAUUUGGCUCACUGGAGUGCCGCUAACCUGACGGAGGCGCAGACGGAGAAGGUGCGCCACACCCUGGCUCAGUACGCGGACCUAGGCCGCACGGGGUUGGUGAAGCACAUCAUCAACACAGGAAGUAGUGCGCCCAUCAAGAGCCCGCCCCGACGUAUUGCACCAGCCAGGUGGGAGGAGAUGCAGCGCACCGUCAAGGAGCUGGCAGCGCAGGGGAUGAUUGAGCGAUCGGACAGUCCGUGGUCAUCAGCGGUAGUCCUGUUCUUCUGUCUGUCUGUCUGUCUACUUCUGUUCAUACGUGGCAGUUUUUUCACGCGGCGUGAAUUUCACGCCUGAUGCUGCGCGUGUGUCUGCUAAAAACGAAGCGUGAAAUUUCACGCCAAAGUUUAGCUUCCAAUGGUGUUCAAUGCUUUCUUUCACACUCGGCAUGUUUUGUCACGCCGCCACCUGGCAGUACAGUUCAGGCAGCGGGUAAUGUGGACGUGUGCAUCUCCCGUACUGAAUGAAAAUCUACAAUAGAUCAAAUGAUGACUGCAAUUAAUAGCGAAUCCUUAAUAACGGCUGUUGAAAAACAUCCUGCAGUAUGGGAUACUGCCUGUACCGACUACAAGGACAGGCAAAAGAAGGUCAAUGCAUGGAGAAGUAUUUGUGAAGAUGUUGUGGAAAAUUUUGCAGAUAUUGAAGAAGACCGAGCUAAAAAUUAUAUUGCUAAAAAAUUCAGACGAAAUGGAAGACCCUGCGUGAUUCUUUCAGGAAAACUCAUUUUGCAAAUAAACAUGCUCCAUCAGGAUCAGGCGCAAAGAAAAGGAAUUACUUGUACGCACAGCAAAUGCAAUUU
Messenger RNA from Scylla paramamosain (green mud crab), 1114 nucleotides. RefSeq lists its product as uncharacterized. Lineage: Eukaryota; Metazoa; Arthropoda; Malacostraca; Decapoda; Portunidae. The record is from RefSeq and is a predicted model, not a curated record. The transcript has 3 exons. Bases 28 to 612 code for a protein of 194 amino acids.